AUGAUUGUCCGUGGUUGUAGCGCGCUUACUCAAUCUCCGCUGGCUUUUAAUACCAGUGAAAUGGUUGAGGAAGAAGCGCAGGGAUCUCCUGAAGCCUCGCUUUCCCUCCACAUGUGGGGGGAUAAGUAUGGUUCAGAGUUCCCAUGGCCGACUGUAAAUAGUGUAAAUAGACCACCAGUCAGCUUAAAAAACAAGCGACUAAUCUAA
Messenger RNA from Nezara viridula (southern green stink bug), 207 nucleotides. The record is from the annotation of a GenBank genome assembly. Lineage: Eukaryota; Metazoa; Arthropoda; Insecta; Hemiptera; Pentatomidae.